Molecule: messenger RNA, 192 nt
Organism: Lachnellula hyalina
Lineage: Eukaryota; Fungi; Ascomycota; Leotiomycetes; Helotiales; Lachnaceae
Exons: 2
Coding region: 1-192 (63 amino acids)
Source: RefSeq, a predicted model, not a curated record
AUGUCCAACUAUGCGUCACUAAUUUGGUGGCAAGCACUACGCAAAAUCCUAGGCACUUUUCGAACUAGUCCAAUUCAGGCCAUGGAAGUCGAAGCUAGCCUCCCACUGCCCGCAAUACAACUAGAUACAGCCACCCGUAAAUACGCUUUCCAGCUAGCUAAGCUAAGUCCGGACUAUCUAGUAAAUCGCUAA